UCUCUCUCUCUCUCUCUCUCUCUCUCGAGGGGCGGGGCUGGCGUUGGCCCCGCCAUCUGGAGCAGCAGCGUAUGCCCGAGUAAUGAAUGAAAGGCCAGGCCAGAAAGGGGAGCUUGAGUACCUCCCAGAGUGAGACCCUGCGCCCCUCUCCCGCUCCCCGCAGGCCUUCGUCCCCGCCAUGGCUGAGCUAAUCCAGAAGAAGCUACAGGGAGAAGUGGAGAAAUAUCAGCAGCUACAGAAGGACUUGAGUAAAUCCAUGUCAGGGCGGCAGAAGCUUGAGGCGCAACUAACAGAAAAUAAUAUUGUGAAGGAGGAACUGGCCCUGCUAGAUGGGUCCAACGUGGUCUUUAAACUUCUGGGUCCUGUGCUGGUCAAACAGGAGCUGGGAGAGGCUCGCGCCACAGUGGGGAAGAGGCUGGACUAUAUCACAGCUGAAAUUAAGCGAUAUGAAUCGCAGCUCCGCGACCUCGAACGGCAGUCAGAGCAACAGAGGGAGACCCUGGCUCAGCUGCAGCAGGAGUUCCAGCGGGCCCAGGCAGCCAAGGCAGGGGCUUCUGGGAAGGCCUGACCCCGUGGUGGGGGGAGGGGGAGGGGAGGGAAUGAGGCAGCUCUAGGGUCUAUUCUGUAGCUAAUAAAAUGUGAAAACACCUGGCUGUUUUCUGACCAGCCACUUCUGUCAUAAUUGUCUCCCAUCCGUCCCCCGGGCCCCUUUCACUUUAUAUAUACACCACCUAUAUUACUCCCUCAGGUCCCAAAUUCUUGUAACUGGAAUCUCUCUGUGGCAGAGUAAUCCUUUCUUCUUUCUUGAGAGUAAAAUCUGAAAUGUCUCAAACCUA
Lynx canadensis (Canada lynx) is the source of this 836-nucleotide messenger RNA. It is a transcript of the gene PFDN6, whose product is annotated as prefoldin subunit 6. Gene Ontology annotation, cellular component: prefoldin complex; cytoplasm. Gene Ontology annotation, molecular function: protein-folding chaperone binding. The record is from RefSeq and is a predicted model, not a curated record. The transcript is spliced from 5 exons. NCBI's taxonomy places the organism in Eukaryota, Metazoa, Chordata, Mammalia, Carnivora, Felidae. Gene Ontology annotation, biological process: chaperone-mediated protein complex assembly; protein folding. Bases 179 to 568 code for a protein of 129 amino acids.